Molecule: messenger RNA, 1194 nt
Organism: Umbelopsis ramanniana AG
Lineage: Eukaryota; Fungi; Mucoromycota; Umbelopsidomycetes; Umbelopsidales; Umbelopsidaceae
Exons: 4
Coding region: 295-903 (202 amino acids)
Biological process (GO): regulation of transcription by RNA polymerase II
Molecular function (GO): RNA polymerase II cis-regulatory region sequence-specific DNA binding; protein dimerization activity; DNA-binding transcription factor activity, RNA polymerase II-specific
Source: RefSeq, a predicted model, not a curated record
CCGUCAUGUUCUCCCCCUCCUUUUUUUUUGCGCUGCAUACAAGUUGCACUGCAUUUGCAACAAAUAAGAACCUAUCUCAAUAAAAUCUUCUUCUUCUUCUUCUUCUCAAUCGCAUUCUCUUUCCUUACCUUUCCCCUUCCAUUCAUUAUCCAUACACUCACUAUCCACCCUCACCAUGAACAAGCUUGCACCUUCCGACUACCCUCUGCAACCUUCCUACUCUAUCCCUUCUCAAUUCUCUUCUUUCAAUGCGUCUUAGCUCACUCCUGUCUAUCAGCCGCCGCGUUUCAAUACAUGAACACCGUUCCGCAAGCCAUGUUACAUGAUCCGCAACCAGGAAGCCCCGAAUCGACUGCUUCCUCCAUCGCCCCUUCUACUCCUCCUACCGCUGUUGUCUCCACACGCGCCCAGCACGCACUCAAUGAAAUCACCGCCAAGGCAUCCUCUCUUCCUGAUGCCUUUUAUCCCGAAUUUCUGCAGUAUUCCAAGGAAGCGUACGAGCAAUCUACUGGCGUGUCCAACAAGAAAAGACGACGCAGAACUGGUUCUAGAGCCCCCGAUGACAUGGAUGUCAUGAGCGAUGACGAAGAUACGAACGAGUUGAGUACCGCAGAAAUUCGUAGACAGAUUCAUAUUCAGUCUGAACAAAAGCGUCGUGCUCAAAUCAAGGACGGUUUUGAUGAGCUGCGUAGCGAGCUACCUAGCUGCUUCAAUAAGAAGAUGUCCAAGGUGGCUUUGUUGCAUCGUACCGUACAGCAUAUUCAGCACUUGAAGAACACUCAAAUGACCAUUUUGAGUGAACUUGAAAGGCUAGUUGCUGAGAACGAACAGCUUAGAAAAUUCCAGGAAAAUGCUCUACAAAAGCAGGCUAUGGAGAAUAUGUAUUCCAUGAGUCAAAUGUAGAAAGGUUCUACCUAACUGCCAUCCACCCAGAGAAGCAACCUUGUUUCCCAUCAUAUCCCUUACUCAUACCCUCCACUUUUUUAUAUUCCAUUUUCCCAUAGACCAGCUCCUUUACCUCCCUUUUUUGAUAUUCGUUUCGUUCUUAAGACACUGCUUAAUAUUCGUUCUUCUACCUUUGCGUUUUGUUCAAAGCUACCCUGUUAAAUUCCCAUUCCUUUAUAGACGUUACCCGUUUACGGUUAACACACUCGGCCACCCCACCCCAUCCUUUCACUUUACCGAGCCCACCAC